UUCUCGUUGUUUGUUUACAACUAGUCGGCUUGCGUCGUUAGCCUGUUAGCUUCUAAAUUCUGACUCGUACUUUGGGCGUUUAAAAUUGAAAGCUACCAUGGGAUGUGACGGCGGAACCAUUCCUAAGAGACACGAGUUGGUGAAAGGACCAAAGAAAGCCGUAAAGGUUGACAAGAAUGCGGAGUUGGCCGCAAAAUGGAAAUAUUGUGCCCUGAGCCAGGAGAAACUCAGACGACCCAUAGUGUCCUGCGAGCUAGGAAGGCUCUACAACAAAGAUGCCAUCAUUGAAUAUCUUCUGGACAAGACUGCUGAGAGACCAAAUUCUGAGGCUGUUACACACAUCCGUGGAAUCAAGGAUAUUAAGGAGCUGAAUUUAACCGAUAACCCGGAGUGGCAGGGAGAGCGAAGUAAUACAAAAGGUGACAGAUAUGAGGAUAUGCACUGCGGCAUGUUCAUAUGCCCAGUCGUUGGACUGGAGAUGAAUGGAAAACACAGGUUCUGUUACCUUCAGACAUGUGGCUGUGUGUUCUCCGACAGAGCACUGAAGGAAGUCAAAACAGAAAUCUGUCACAAGUGUGGCGACCCCUUUUCACAAGACAAUCUUGUUGUGCUAAACGGUACCAAGGAGGAGGUGGAGAAACUGAGGGUGAAGAUGGAGGAGAGGCGCGUCAAAGCCAAAACCAAAAAAUCCAAGAAGACCAGAACUGUUGAGGCCGUGUCGACGGAGACCGAAUCAAAAGAAGCUGCAUUGGAAGCAAACGGAGAUGGAUCCGUGCCAAAUGGCAGUGAAAGCAGCAUGACAGCUGUGGCAGGGCCCUCGGGAUCAUCCAGCUCUUCCAAGCUCAAGCCUCCAUCGUCGUCAGCAGCGUCUUCAGCAGCUGCAGCCUCUGCCGUCAAAAGGUCGAUCCAGGAAAUGGAGGGAAAGUCUGAGGCUUUUAAAUCCCUAUUCACCACCCACAGCUCCGCCAAGCGCACCAAAGAUCAGACCUCCAACUGGGUCACCCACACCCCUUACCACUUUUGAGGAACCUGAGCAGUCUCCCCUGCGGUUGUCGUCAUGAACACACCUGUCUCUCGCGCCCACAAAGUGUUUUCUUGUUAAUAGCUCCCUCAGCUGUCCACACUCGCGUCGGUUUGCUAAUUCCUCCCUGGUGUAUUUCCCGCUGCAGCACAGAGAGUUGUUGCUGUUCAUCUUGCCCCACAAUGUUGCUUUCUUUAUUUUAGUUUAAGCUGUGGAAAUAGUUUUUAAAUAAACCAUGUCAUGGUGUGAUUUUUGAAAUACAGAGAUGUUGAGAGGAAUAAAUCAGCUUCUUCAUG
Molecule: messenger RNA, 1317 nt
Organism: Synchiropus splendidus (mandarinfish)
Lineage: Eukaryota; Metazoa; Chordata; Actinopteri; Syngnathiformes; Callionymidae
Gene: rtf2
Product: replication termination factor 2
Exons: 9
Coding region: 98-1024 (308 amino acids)
Biological process (GO): site-specific DNA replication termination at RTS1 barrier; mitotic DNA replication termination
Cellular component (GO): nucleus
Source: RefSeq, a predicted model, not a curated record